AUGGCUGAAGCAACAAUGCUUGAGUUCGACCAAGGUCACCUCUUGGAUGAUGAUGUCAAACGUCAAAAUUUUCCAGAUGAUUUCUUGUUUGGAGUAGGAACAUCUGCUUACCAGGUGGAAGGUGCUUGGAAUACAGAUGGUAAAGGCUUGAGUAUCUGGGACUGUUUUUCCCUAAGAAACCCUAACAAAAUUGCUGGAGGUGUAAAUGCAUGUGUCACAGUUGACAGCUACUCAAGAAUGAAGGCAGAUGUUCAAUUGUUGAAGAAAAUGGGUGUCAACUCUUACAGAUUCUCUAUUUCAUGGUCGAGAAUACUGCCAGGUGGGAAAGUAAGCAUAGGUAAAAACCAGAAAGGCAUCGACUACUACAACAAACUAAUAGAUGAGUUAUUAGCCAAUGGUAUUGAGCCAUUUGUUACUCUUUUCCAUUGGGAUCUUCCAAAUGCUUUAGAAGAAGAAUACAUGGGCUUCUUAAGUUCAAAAAUCGUGGCUGAUUUCGUCGAUUAUGUUGAUAUUUGUUUCUGGGAGUUCGGAGAUCGAGUAAAGAAUUGGGUGACUGUGAAUGAGCCAUACAGAUUCACAUAUGGCGGGUACAUAACAGGUGUUUAUGCACCGGGUCGGGGUGAAAACAGUAAAGAUAGUGACCUUGAAACAGAGCCAUAUAUAGUAGCAUACAAUUUACUCAACUCUCAUGCAGCUGCUUAUAGAAAGUAUGAGAAGGAUUAUAAGGGUUUUCAAAAGGGUAAAGUGGGAAUUACGCUUGACCUUAGCUUUUGGAAACCUUAUCGUGGUCCGAGUAAUCAACAAGAUGUCAAAGCUGUCGAAUACGCGUUUGAUUUUGUGAAUGGGUGGUUUCUCGAGCCAUUAACAAAAGGAACAUGGCCGGAAAAUAUGCAAAAGUUUGCCACUACUCCGACAACUAAUUACCCGAAUGGUCGUCCUCUACCUAAAUUCUCCGAGGAUCAACGCACCAAGUUGAUAGAUUCAUACGAUUUUCUUGGAAUAAACUACUACACCGCACAUUAUGCCCAAUAUCAAGCUCCGUCUUCUAAUAUCCCUCUUGGGUAUGCCACCGAUUGUCACUACAAAGAAUUAGGAAGAGAUCCCAACGACAUUCCUAUCGGAAAGCCGGCCUAUCCAGAUUCAUGGGUUUAUCUGUGUCCUAAUGAGCUUACCGAACUCUUGUAUCGUGUUAAGAGUACAUACAAUCUAUCUAAGCCUAUUAUAAUCACCGAGAAUGGAUCUCCGGAUAUGAACGAACGUGGAAAAACUUAUGAAGAAGUCCGGGAUGAUACAUACCGAAUGGAAUACAUAAAGAAGCAUCUUAUAGCCAUCCGAACGGCUAUGCGUAACAAAGUAAACGUUGUAGGCUACUUCGUUUGGUCAUUCAUGGAUAGCUUUGAAUGGUCUUCUGGUUAUGAUGAACGGUUCGGUAUGAUCUAUGUUGAUUAUGUCAACGAUCUUCAAAGGUAUCCAAAGAAUUCUGCACUUUGGUUCAAGAUAUUUCUUUCUGAGAAGAAAAGGGGGUCACUGAAAAGAACCAUAAUGGAUGGUGACGAAGAAGACACUGAUAUCGUGUUUGGAGCACGAGCAGAAGAAACAACUGAAGUGAUUCCAAAACUGAAGAAGGCCAAAGCAUGA
This is a messenger RNA of Cynara cardunculus var. scolymus (artichoke), 1638 nucleotides long. Its product is annotated as beta-glucosidase 24-like. The record is from RefSeq and is a predicted model, not a curated record. Gene Ontology annotation, molecular function: beta-glucosidase activity. Lineage: Eukaryota; Viridiplantae; Streptophyta; Magnoliopsida; Asterales; Asteraceae. Gene Ontology annotation, biological process: carbohydrate metabolic process. The transcript is spliced from 12 exons. The coding region runs from base 1 to 1638 and encodes 545 amino acids.